This is a messenger RNA of Pieris macdunnoughi, 4824 nucleotides long. NCBI's taxonomy places the organism in Eukaryota, Metazoa, Arthropoda, Insecta, Lepidoptera, Pieridae. The record is from the annotation of a GenBank genome assembly.
AUGUCAGUAAGACAAAUAGCACAAGAGUUAGCGCAGGUCCCGCCGGCCAGCAGGCUCCGACUCGCCUUUUUAGGAAAGAGGAGAUUUGAGACUACUCUGCUACCUAGCUUCUCGGCCAUAGAUCUGCCUGAUCGCUUGCCGGAUAGUCAUAUCACGAGAACAGCGAGUUGGCUGCCACCAUUGGAGAGCUGGUCCAUCGGAGAUAGCCGUGGCGAUGAAGAUGAGCUUCCGUACGGAUGGGAGCAGGCUUUGGACAGUAGAGGGAAGCCGUAUUAUAUAAAUCAUAUCAAUAAAACCACAACCUAUGUUGCGCCCGAGAGCAGAUCCAAUGAAACACCACCUGCUCCACGUGAUGUGGUACUGGAGAGGGAUCCUGAUCUUGGUUUCGGGUUCGUGGCAGGGUCUGAACGUCCUGUGCUCGUCAGAUUCGUUACUGACCACUCCCCUAGUGUUGGAAAGUUGGAACCCGGAGACCAAAUCCUGUGCGUCAACGGCGAAGACGUCAGUUUGGCUGCCCGAGAGCAUGUCAUAUCCGCCGUACGCGCCUGCACAGACAAAGUCACUUUACGGGUGUGCCAACCAGCUAGGAGUGGAAACCCAGCACGGAGAUCAGCUUUUCUUUCAGCAGCUAAACGAGCCAGACUAAGGGCCCGCCCACCGAGAGUCCGUUUUGCGGAUUCAGUACAACUAAAUGGAGCGCCGAUGUAUCCUCCAUCUGCAUUCUCCCUAGGCGACCUAUGUUUGCCACCGAUGGCGAAUGUCCUAAAGGUGUUCUUGGAGAAUGGUCAAACUAAAUCCUUUAAGUACGACGCUACCACUUCAGUAGCUGACGUGGUAACUAGCUUGAAGGAUAAGCUCUGCAUCACUGCCGAAGAACAUUUUAGCCUCGUUGUGGAACACGUGAAGAGUCUAAGGCGGAACAAGCUGACGUUGUUGGAUCCAAAUGAAUCGUUGGCAAGGAUUGCAGCUCGGCCCGGCUCCCACAAGAUGCGUUGCCUCUACCGUAUCGUCUUUAUGCCAACUUCAGCAGCGGAAUUAGCCCAAAAAGAUCUUGCAGCACUUGACUAUCUAUACAUGCAGAGCUGCAACGACGUAGCUCAGGACAGAUUUGCACCAGAAUUACAGCCUGAAGUUGCGUUGCGGUUGGCGGCUUUACAUAUACAUCAACAUGCGCUGGCGCAUAACCUCUCACCGGCUAAGCUGACUGUUAAGAGUGUGGAACGGGAAUUUGGUUUGGAGCGCUUCGUGGCGUGCAGCCUCUUGGAGAGUAUGAAAAGGAAGGAGUUGCGACGACUUCUUGCUCACUUUCUUAAGCUGAACUCACAGAUGACUGGUGGUCAGAGACAACUUACUCAGUUACAGGCGAAAUUGCAUUACCUGGACAUAGUGGGUGGGCUUCCAAGUUACGGCGCCAAAUGCUUUAGCAGCAGUCGACCUGAACGAGUGCUCUUGGUCUCACCGAGAUUUGGGCUCAGUCAAAUUGUCGGGAGAGGAAACUCUGUGCCACAAUCAAUAGCGUCUCUGCCAGAAGUGGAGAGCAUCCGGGUGAAAAGCGAAUACUCUGGAAGUGCCGAAGUGGGCAUCUUCUUGCAAAGGGACCGUGUCUUGGCGCUUCUCAUGGAUGAGAGGGAUGCCGAGGAGAUGCCGCUGGUUAUAGCUGGGUACUACAAACUUGCGACUGGUAAAGAACUACAUGUGGAACUGGAAAGAGAAAUAAUUAAUGAAGAUAUAGCUCCUCCAUAUUUAUCGCAGCACAAUGUUGUCCCCACAAAAUGGAAUUAUCUCAAUUAUGACGAUCCUCUCAUUCUCACAAAGAAGCACUUCGCUAUAUUCACAAUGCCUCCGCCAUACCAUUCCACACCAGAGCAAUCGAAAUCACUCGAUACAAACAUGAAUUCAAACAUCACGAACAGAAACAGUAGCAAUAACUCCAGCCCCCUGAUGGGUAAUAAACCUAACGAUUUACAUUUCGAAAAGUGUAAAUCGAGCGACAGUUUUAGAUUAUUCGAUCCGAACGAUACUUGCUUCCUAGACGACGGAAUGGGAUUCGAUCUCCAAAGCGUAUUGUCUAUGGAACUGUUGGAAAACGCCAACAACCCUCGACUCGUCGAAGCCAAAAACGAAGAAGUGCUCCGACGAGUAGCAGAAAUGCAGAAACUAGUUGAAAACUCAGAACAGUAUUUGACUGAAAACUGUGAUGUUUAUAAUGAAAACGGUACGUUAAGAGAUGAAUUAGUAGGUAGGGAAACGAGCGUAGAUCAAAUCGAAAGCGAUACCGAGUCGUGUAAUAGUAGAAUGUCCGCUGCCGAUGAUGCUCCUGGUAUUCUGAAACAUAGUGAUUCCUUAUUGUUACUCACUGAAACGAUUAAUCAGGGCUUAAGCGUCCUGAGUGUACCUGAUAGUAAAGACGCUGCUGACGAUUUAACUAGAAGACAGUCACAAGGUCUCAGCGCCAUAUUAAAUAAUUGUGGUUUAACUGAUGCUUUAUUAGCUCUGAAUAAUGAUAUGAUUUAUUCAGAAAGCGAUAAUGACUCAUCGUAUACCCCCACAAGCAGUCCCGUACGGAAGCAUCUCAAUAAACCGACCAAUAAGGCAGUACGAACUAGUUUUGGUUUGAUGAGUCCCGAUGUAAGCAGCGCCCAAGACAAUAAAGAACCGAAUUUAAAGGAAUAUUUAAAACAACUUAGAGAAAAAAGUAGUAGAGAAGACAAUGCUUCUCAACUUCCAUUUUUCUACCAAGAGUCAGUUGACAACGAUGCCGAGCUUAUAGAUUUAACGUUGAUACCUCCACCCCAAACUCCCGACGAAUUAGACUGUGCUUCGCAAGUGCCUCAAAUAUUGCCGGUAGUUCCGGCGUCGUUUGCUGACGAUAAGGAUUGUGUAGACGGUGGUACUUCAAAAACAAAUGAGUUAGAGGAAUUUAUUGCAACGGUCACAGUGCAGCCACCGACUGUUAAAAUAACACCAGCGAUAGAACUAACUCCUGAAGAAAUUAUGUCGUAUAUCAUUCCACCGCCGCCGACGAAUGCUUCGGAGCGUGCCAGCUAUGUUAAUCAGACUGAACUUAAAGAACAGAAGAAUGAACACAAAGCUCCGAAAGAUGUCAAACCGUCAAAUGGCGAUGUAACAAAGGGAGCUUUGAGCGUUAGUGAGAUUAGAAGUAUGUUUUCAGUAAAAACAUUGAGCGACGCUAGAAAUAGUUUAUUGUUAAAGGAGAAGAGCAAGCAGUCGAAGUCAGAUUCACCGAAGGGGAAAAGGAAAAGUAUAUCGGGAGAUAAGCAAACCAAUGGGAACGCACAUAUUAUUGAAUAUCCCACAGUCGAAAGGAAAGGUAUGUUUUCAUGUUGCAGUAAAGAUAAAAAUAGAAACGAAGAUAGCGACGAAACUGAACAAAUUGAUGGCCAAAUCCCUAAUUCUGAUUCCAUGCCUGAUGUUUGUGAAGUGAGACCACCUCCCAGAAGAAAAAGCACCGAAAUCAAAAAGGCUCCCGAAAGACCACCGAAAACCCCUCCGACGCCUGCUCCCCGACCUAGAUCUAAUUCCUUGACGUGUGUUAACAACGAGUUAACAGCGGUAGAGAUACCGAACAACCACUUUAAUACUUUGAAUAAUAGAAAGUUUAACUAUAAAGUGGUCUGCGAUAUGAACGCGCCCCAACAAAGUCCGCCCCAAAUACCACCUAGAUUAGAAAACAAAGUGUUGUCCCCUCCCCCUCCAAUAAUGUUACCGCCCAAAAAGCCCCCGUUACCCCCCGUCCCAAGUAUAGAAGUUUUACGAAUGAAAACUUCCCAGAAACUAUCACCGGUUCGAAACGUGGAACGGCACGCGAGCAUCGGCUCGCCGCACUUUCAAAGGAACCUCAGCACUUACAGAACCCUCGAAAUGGAAAGUAGAUUGACAGACGAUGAAUCCACGAUCCGGUCAACCCAAAACUACAGCUCGUUGACACUCCAAAACCGUCACGUGCGAUCCAACUCUGAAACUAAAAACACGAUUCUAAAAAAUAAAGAAAUGACGGCGCUAUCGCUUUGUUCUCCUCAAAUGAAUAGGCGAUUCAGCAACCGACCUGACCUCCUAAACGGCGCACCGUGCAGCGAUCAGCGACUGUUCAGUCCACCUCUGUCGGAACGAAAAACCUUUAGAAAAGAUAGCGCCAGUCCCACCCCAAAAACCCAGAACCAUGUGAGGUUUAAAGAUGAAGUAACUGACGACAUUCCGACCCCACCAUCGCCACCGACGGUCAAGUUUCCAGACUUCAGCGGGGGCAAUAACGGGCACGUGUCUAUUGAAAAUCUCUUGUGUAAAACGGAGGUUGCCGUAGACGGGUUGCUGCAACGGCUGCAUCAGGUGGCGCAGAAGUGUUCCCACCAACACGCUCAUGGCGGUGGCGAGGAUAUAGAUGAAGUUAAGUUUCAGCGUGCUCGCAGCGAGCUGACGUCGUGCGCUGUGUCUCUGGUCGGUACGUCCCGUACACUCGUAGGUGCGUUAGGUUCUGCCAGCGGACCCACUGCCGCCGCUUCCUUGGCGGACUGUUUAGCACCUCUGAGGAGAUUGGCUGAUCUUGCUCAGGCACUUGGUAGACAUACAUCAUCACCGCUCCAGACACGUAAUUUAGUUCUCCGAGUUCACGAUGUGACGGCGGCCUUCAAAGACCUGGCAGGAGCUGAAAUGGCACAAAUAAUACACGAGCACAACGCCAAAGCCUCGCAGGGUCACGGACAAGAAAACAGUUCCACCUUAGAAGGACAGUUGGCCUUACGCGCCGAAUGCCUCGCUAAUGUUCUGGCCACACUGCUCAGAAGCCUACGGGUAUUUUCACCGUAA